Messenger RNA from Carya illinoinensis, 2257 nucleotides. RefSeq names its product 2-(3-amino-3-carboxypropyl)histidine synthase subunit 2. Gene Ontology annotation, molecular function: 2-(3-amino-3-carboxypropyl)histidine synthase activity. The transcript has 9 exons. Gene Ontology annotation, biological process: protein histidyl modification to diphthamide. The record is from RefSeq and is a predicted model, not a curated record. Lineage: Eukaryota; Viridiplantae; Streptophyta; Magnoliopsida; Fagales; Juglandaceae. Bases 493 to 1788 code for a protein of 431 amino acids.
GUUGAAACUUUCGGUGAUCUAAAUGCUAAUUGCUGUGGAUGUGCUUAGCAUUUUAGUUUUUAGGCAAAAGAGUUGUAUGCAUACUGUACCUUAUUCCCUUGAGUCAUUCAAUGUUUAGAUAGUCAAAGAAACAUUGAAUACGGAAAUAUUAAGCUCUGAGCAGACCAGUCGUUGGAAAUAUAUAAUUUUUUCAAUGUUUAUUUUGAAUGCCCGUGUCUCAAAUACUGUGAAAAAAUAAGUUAUGCUUCUACCAUACGACUGUUUCUUUUCUCUGAUACACGCAUCUCAAUUAGCUCUAGGGAAAAGAACACUAGCAAUUACAUUUUUGCAUUUCUCUUAAAAUAGGAUUCCCACGAGAAAUAAUCCUUAAUAUUAGUUUUUUGUGGGGUUCUUUUGGAAUACUGAUUUACUUGUAAAAAAUGGAAGUUCUAUGUUCCACAGACGCACCUAACCCCAUCAUUCUACUUUAAUUCAAAAUUCCUUGCGGGGUCUAUGAUUAGUAGAUUGAAGGAAUGCCUGCUGCUAAGUCCCACCUUUUUCAGAGCACUGAUGUUGAAGUUCAUAUCUUGCAGGACAACAAAUCUUCCUGCAUUCUUUGUCAUUGGAAAAGCUCCUGUUAGCGUACCCAACUGCAUCAAAAGUCUUUCAAGUUAUGCUUUGACCAAUGACAAGCAUAUCCUGGUCCUUUAUGGGCUGGAAUAUGCUUAUUCGAUAAAGCAUAUAAGAGAAGCAUUGGUAGAGGCAUCAAAGUUAUCCAAUUCCAAAUCUGAAUUAGAAGUCCGUUUUGCCGAUGUCAGUUGUUCAGUUAUGAAUUCAUCUGAUGAUCAUAGAAGCUCCACUGGACUUGUGGAACCAGCUGGUGUUUGUACUGAUGAUAACAUUUUUGGUAUGGCACCUGAUAAUAGAUAUAAGAUUGGGAGUUUGAUCUGGACUUUACCUGAAGGACACAGAAUGGAGGACUACUUGCUUUUUUGGAUUGGGUCUGACAACCCAGAAUUUGCGACUGUUGUACUGACAUUUAAUGGCUGUGAUAUAGUCAGAUACAAUCCAAAAGAGAACCGGUUGGUGACGGAUGUGUCUCAGCAGAAAAGGAUUCUUAAGCGCCGAUAUUACCUAGUCGAAAAGGCAAAGGAUGCUAAUAUUGUUGGGAUUUUGGUGGGAACUCUUGGUGUAGCUGGUUACCUUCACAUGAUUCACCAGAUGAAAGACCUGAUCACAGGAGCUGGGAAAAAGGUCUAUACUCUUGUUGUUGGGAGACCAAACCCUGCAAAACUUGCCAACUUUCCCGAGUGCGAUGUUUUCAUUUAUGUGUCUUGUGCCCAAACUGCCCUUCUGGAUAGCAAAGAGUAUCUAGCUCCUGUUAUCACUCCAUUUGAAGCCAUGCUUGCUUUCAACAGAGGAAGUCAAUGGACAGGAGCAUAUGUGAUGGAGUUCCAGGGUUUGAUCAAUUCGUCUCUAGUGGAAGUUAAAGAGUCAGAAGAAGCAAGGUUUUCAUUUUUGUCUGGUGGAUAUGUAGAAGAUGUUGAUCUGCAAGGAAAAGAAAUUGGUAAGGAAGAAGAGGGAACUCUUGCCUUAGCCAAUGCAAUGGAGAAGGUUCUGCAAUUGCGUGAUAACCCCAACUCUUUAAAAAAAGGUACAUCUAGAUCUGGGCCAGAGUAUUUUGCAGCUCGAUCUUACCAAGGUCUGGAUAUGCAUUAUGACAAUUCCUUGCCGGAACCGUAUUUAAUUGGGAGGAGUGGGAGGGCAUCAGGAUACGAGGAUGAGAAAAAUAGACAAGUGGAAUUAUGAUGAACACGGGGAAAAAAGAAAAAUGGAUUAUGAGCCCCAAGAUGGGUCAAAGCUUGAGAAGCAGGUUCUUAAGUAGCUCAGGUUCUUAGGCAGCUCUCCCGCAUGUCAGGGGAAAGAUCAUAUGCUGCAAAUCUCCCAGCAGAGGGUUAUGAACCUAGGCAAACCACUGGAUCUGGCCAACGGGGGGACUCAUCAUUUUCACUGAAUCUGAGAGGUUGGUUUUUUCCUGCUUACAUUUGUCAGCCAAAUAUCAGUUACUUGGUGGAACAUCUGUAUCAAUAUUCUUAUUUCAAAGCAUUAGCGAAACCUGGUGCAACCUGAUCAUCCUACCAGGGGUUUGUCUUCAUUUUUGUAAUUUGCAAGUUUUAGGUUGGGAACUGGGUUUGUUCUUGUUUUUCGUUGUUUUGAGGAUUUAUUGUGAUAAUCACAUAAGAUAACCUGCUUCAAGAUCUCAGAUUUUUUGAUUUUA